Molecule: messenger RNA, 573 nt
Organism: Ichthyophthirius multifiliis
Lineage: Eukaryota; Ciliophora; Oligohymenophorea; Hymenostomatida
Exons: 6
Biological process (GO): glycolytic process
Cellular component (GO): phosphopyruvate hydratase complex
Molecular function (GO): phosphopyruvate hydratase activity; magnesium ion binding
Source: RefSeq, a predicted model, not a curated record
AUGGCUAAUAAUCUCUUCUUAGAAGAUAAAAAAGCUUAUGAAAUGGAAAAUCCUAAAUAAUUAUUAGAUAUUGAUUAUUACUUUAAAUUAUGCAAUGAUAAACCUAUUAUUGGAUAUAUAGAAGAUCCUAUCAAAAGUGAUGAUUUAGACGGUUGGUUGAAAUUAAAAAAUAAAUUUGCAGAAAAAAAUGUUUAUAUUUCUAGUAGUUUUUUAUAUAGUUCUGUUUAAAAUAUAAAAUAAAUAAGUAUAAUAGAAGAUAAAGAUAGCAAACCAGAUUUAAACUAAUAAUAAAUUAUUGAUUUAAACGCAAAAAAAUUUGACUUAGAUUGCUGUCAUUAUAGACCGUUUGAUUUUGCAACAUUGUCUGAAUUUUUAGAAAUAGCUAAACUUGCUAAUGAUAAAAAAAAAAGUACUGCAAUUAUUAUUUAAGAUAACUUUGAAGAAUUUGAUGAUAUAUCUUUAAUAGAUUUAGCAUUUGGAUUAAAAAAUGCAUGGAUUAAUUUAGCUCCACCUUUAAAAAUGGAAAGAAUUAUUAAAUAUAAUCGUUUAAUAGAAAUUUUAUAAUUAUAAUGA